This is a messenger RNA of Limulus polyphemus (Atlantic horseshoe crab), 1245 nucleotides long. RefSeq names its product Down syndrome cell adhesion molecule-like protein Dscam2. The annotation marks the transcript as partial. Gene Ontology annotation, biological process: axon guidance; homophilic cell-cell adhesion; dendrite self-avoidance. The record is from RefSeq and is a predicted model, not a curated record. NCBI's taxonomy places the organism in Eukaryota, Metazoa, Arthropoda, Merostomata, Xiphosura, Limulidae. Gene Ontology annotation, cellular component: axon; plasma membrane. The transcript has 5 exons. Gene Ontology annotation, molecular function: cell-cell adhesion mediator activity.
CCCAUCUAUCCGCACAGGUGCAGCCCCAAGAACAAACUGUUGAUGUAGGAAAAAUAGCCACUUUCAAUUGCUCAUUCUCUGGUUUCCCAGUAGAUAUUGUUAAGUGGUACAAAGAUGGAGAGCCUUUGUAUCUGGAGAACAUUAGAAUUCAAAAGUUGUCAAAGUUUUCUGUGUCAUUCAAUCCCGUUCAAAGGGAAGACAAGGGCAUGUAUCAAUGUGUUGUGUCCAAUGACCAGGAUUCUGCUCAGGGAACUGCUCAGCUUGUGUUAGGUGAUGCCGAGCCUGUUUUUCAUUUUGUAUUUUCUAAGAAAACACUUCAACCGAAGUCAUUCCAUUCACUAAAAUGUGCUGCUUCCGGCAAUCCGCUGCCUCAAAUAACAUGGACACUAGAUGGCGCGCCUCUCCGAGAAAGUCAAAGUCAUCGAGCGGGCGACUAUAUCACACGCCAGGGUUUAGUGGUGAGUUAUGUGAACAUAACUUCUGUAGCAGUGCAAGAUGGUGGCGAGUACAAGUGUCGAGCGACCAACUCGGCUGGCAGUGUGGCUCAUGCGGCUAGAGUCAACGUCUACGGCCUGCCUUUCAUCCGUCCAAUGAGAGAUGUGUCAGCUGUCGCAGGGGAGAAUCUUCAUCUCCGUUGCCAGGCAGCUGGAUAUCCAAUCAACUCAAUUACAUGGUACAAAGGUCGUAUGAAACUGCCUAUCAAUCUGCGACAAGAGGUCUUUACUAACGGGACUUUACUGAUUCGUGACGUCAGCCGGGAGCUGGACGAUGGUCUCUACACCUGUCGUGCGACCAAUGACAAUGGUCAGAGUGAUAGUGGGACUGUUCGAGUUACUGUUAUGGUACGUCCUGUGAUCGACCCCUUUUCCUUUCCGAGAAACAUCCAGGAAGGCAUGCGGGCGAGACUGGUGUGUACGGUGAUCAAAGGCGAUCCACCGCUAAGCAUUCAGUGGUACAAGGACGGACAACCGUUGGAACAAGGCUUGAAUGGGAAAAGAACUAAGGACGAUUUUUCAAGCGAUUUGUUUUUUUCUAAUGUUCAAACUCAUCACAAUGGAAACUAUACUUGCAAGGUCAACAACGCAGCGGCGUCUGUCAGUCACAGUGCUGUGCUGGUGGUGGACGUACCACCGAAGUGGGAUGUGGAGCCGAGAGACACAGCAGUUGUUGCGGGCCAGAACGUCAGGAUAGAUUGCCUAGCCAGUGGCUUUCCCUCACCCGUGGUGACGUGGGAGCGAAAAACUG